This is a messenger RNA of Stegodyphus dumicola, 1693 nucleotides long. RefSeq lists its product as uncharacterized. The record is from RefSeq and is a predicted model, not a curated record. Gene Ontology annotation, molecular function: DNA-binding transcription factor activity, RNA polymerase II-specific; RNA polymerase II cis-regulatory region sequence-specific DNA binding. NCBI's taxonomy places the organism in Eukaryota, Metazoa, Arthropoda, Arachnida, Araneae, Eresidae. Gene Ontology annotation, biological process: regulation of DNA-templated transcription.
AUGUCAUGUAGUCGAAAAAGCACUUUAAAGGUGCAUAUGCUAAUUCCCAUUGGAGAGAAAGCUCUUAGAUGUGAGUAUGUAAGAAGUCAUUUAAACGGAAGGAUCAAUUUAAACAAGCAUAUGCUUAGUCACACAGGAGAGAAACCUCAUGUGUGUGAAGUAUGUAAGAAAUCCUUUAGUCAGAAGUCUACUUUAAACAGCCAUAUGCUUAUUCACACAGGAGAGAAACCUCAUGUGUGUGAAGUAUGUAAGAAGUCAUUUAGUCAGAAGAGUGUUUUAAACAGCCAUAUGCUUAUUCACACAGGAGAGAAACCUCAUGUGUGUGAAGUAUGUAAGAAGUCAUUUAGUCAGAAGUCUACUUUAAACACCCAUAUGCUUAUUCACACAGGAGAGAAACCUCAUGUGUGUGAAGUAUGUAAGAGGUCAUUCAGUCUGAAGAGCAAGUUAAACGCUCAUGCACUUAUUCAUACAGAAGAGAAACGUCAUGUAUGUGAAGUAUGUAAGAAGUCCUUUUGUCAGAAGUCUUAUUUAAGCCGCCAUAUGCGUAUUCACACAGGAGAGAAGCCUCAUGUGUGUGAAGUAUGUAAAAAGUCGUUUAGUCUGAAGUGUAAUUUAAACACUCAUGCACGUAUUCACACAGGCGAGAAACCUAAUGUGUGUGAAGUAUGCACGAAGUCAUUUAAACAAAAGGGUGAUUUAAAGAAGCACAUGCUUAGUCACAUAGGAGAGAAACCUCAUGUGUGUGAAGUAUGUAAGAAGUCAUUUAAUCAGAAGAGUAGUUUAAACACUCAUAUACGUAUUCACUCGAGAGAGAAGACUUGUGUAUAAAAUAUGGAUAAAUUGAUUUUUAUUAAAGGAUUUUUAAGAUAUGCGUAUCGACAGAAGAGGGAAAUCUGUCAUGUAUAGAAGAAUUCAUUUGGACAGCAGAAUAAUUCGAAAAAAUAUGCGUUGAUCUAAGCAGAAGAGAAGCCUUCUGUCUUUUGAGGAGAUGUUAAAUUAGUAUGUUGUCAUAAUUAAUUGAUGGGAAAAUUCUUGGUAAUAAAAGAGCCAUUUAGUGGCAGAGUUUUAGAUUUAAAAGUAAACUGGGUGCUGCUGAUGCUGUAGAGAAGUUUUUGAAUUGUCAUUUGAUAUAAAUAAAUCAUAAUCUAAUUAUUUUUUUAAAAAAGCAAAAAACUACGUUUAUGCAAGUUUUAUCUCAAUUGCAUUUUUAACUAAUGCUGACUUGAAGCUACAUUUGCUUAUCUAUCCUACCUUAAAGACUCUAAAACUGCUUAUACCGACCUUGAUUGAAAAAGCUGGGAUUGUUGUUUUGUUCAGGAUCUGCCAUGAAGUGUUUUGUGUUUCUUCCACCUUUUCGGAAAUUUGAAUUUUUGACCCUAGAUAUCACUUUUCACAGAUUUUUGUAUCACUCAUAUUCAGUGUUACGUCUGUUACCUAGCAAAAUGCACUGUUGUGAUGAUAUGAUCGUUACCAAUUUGACAUACUUCUGAGAUGCAAUUCUGGAGCAGGGCGAAAUGCUUCAUCCCAUAUGUGUAUUGUAACUUGUAUCUUCUUUGUGCUAAAGACAUUUCAGAGUUUAUCAAUGAAAGCUAUUGAAUUAAUGAUAGAGAUGCCUUUCUUGAACCUGUAAUGAAAUAAUAUAUUAGAUGAUUUCUUUACUGUGUUAAAAUAUUAAAGACCUGCAGUCAAAUUA